AAUAAACAUUGCUUAUAUUUCAGUGUGUACGUAGAUACAUACGCAGUAGUUUUGUGUGAUUAUUUGUCUUUAAUCACACGAGUUUCAUUAGAUAUAUGUUAUGGAGAGAUUAGCAUUAAUUAAUUAGGAAAUCAUGAAAGAAAAACAUGGCUGAGCAUGGCAAUGAUCUUUACGAACAACAACUUUUUGCUGUAUUUGAAAGCUGUUUGACAAAAGGAGAGAAUGAACUCAGUGAGAAUGAUUUGUUUUCUAUUUGCAAUAAAUUGGAUCUCGAUGAAUUGAUUGAGGAAUUGAAAUUGUGCAUUUGCAAACAUCAUCCAAAUAAACAAACGAUAUCCUUUCAAGAAUUCCGAGAUGGUUUAUUACUCUUGUUGAAAAAAUUUCAAGGUUCAAUAACUGAUAAACAGCAUAUUGUACAACCAUAUCAUAAUUUAAAUAUAUGCAAUCGAGAUAUCGAGAAAAAUCAAACUUUACCAUUGGCCACAAGUACUUUGAGGGUUUAUCUUCAAGAUAUGAAAGCUAAUGUUACAAUGGACGAGAGCAGAUUGAUACGCUUAUGGGAGAAAGUUAAAGUUUAUUUAAGUGGAAACGCAGAACCUGCAACGAUACAAUUUAUAUCGAGUUGUUUAGAAAUUCCAGAACUCCCUAAACAAAUAACAGAAUCUAUCUUUGAAAGUCUCGAUCGCAAUUGUGAUGGAUUGAUAAGUUUUGAUGAGUUUGUAAUUAUAUUUCAAAAGAAAAAAAAUAUUAAAACUUUACGAGAGGAUACCGCAUCUCAUAGCAGUAUUGUAAACUAUGAUGUAAAUACAUUAGAUUUUAAUACAUGUGUGUCUUGUGAAAUUAAUUCAACGCAAACUAACAGAGAUUCGGAUAAGGAGGGAAAAGUUGCUGGUGUUUCUAAUAUAGCUACGCUAUCAUCCAGUGAUCUUGAUGCUUUGGAUACGAGUCUUGCAGAAAUAACAAAUGUCAUAUGCGAUGAACUCAAGAAUUUAGAUGAAUCAUUAGAUAAUAAUACCAUUCAGACUCAUAUUAGUUUGUUACGAGAAAUGAUGAUUACCCAUCAGGAUGAGCAACGCAAUUUAACUGCUAUAAUAGACAACAUGAAGGUAGAAAGAGAGAAAAUGCGGAUUGACAUGUUAGAGGCCAAUGAACGGGCGAAUUUAUUAGCACAAGAGAUUGAUGAGUAUCAUGUUCAGUUGGAAAAAACGAAAAAAGAUUUACAGAGACAGAGCGAACAACGUUAUGCUGAAAUCAUGAAAGAAUUAUCAGAUCAACUGAAUAUCGAACGGGAGAUGGAUGCCGCGGCUUUAAAAUCAAAGGAUGAUCAGUUACAGGCAUUACAAAAGGAUAAUCAUGAUAUGAAAAAUAAAAUCGUACAUAUUUUACAAGAGAAUCAAAUGCUCGAAGCAGAGAAUAAAACUCUUCUUAGCCAGAUUGAAAAGUUGCGGCAAUCUAAUAAUGAUUUGUUAACUCAAAUAAAAGUGUUAGAUGCGGAGCAGGAUGAGAUACAAAGCAUAGAAGCUAAGCAACAGGAACAAGUUAAUUUUUUCGUUGAUCGUAUUAAACAGUUACAAUCAGAAGUGACGCUCUUGCGAGAUCAAAACGACGAACUUUGCGCGGAAUUAGAAAAUUCGAAAUGUUAUGGCAAAGAUACGACAUAUAAGACACCAUCAUCUUUGGCAUAUGAUUUACAAUUAGAUGAAAAUCAAGAUGAAAAUCAUAUGACACGAGAGUUUGAAGUGAAUCGGCAGAUCAGUGGUAAAGCAUCAUGUGAUAACUUUGAAAUACCAAUGGACGAAGGUCAGACUGAUAUAUCCAAUUCCGAUACGAUGGAAUACAAAAGAGAUAUAAUUAUAAAAGAUUUGGAAAAUAUAUUAUCAACAAGUGUAAAAUGCCUACCAGAGAAAUGUUCUUUGAAAGCUAGCGUGUCGAAAUUGCUUACUUGCCUGCGAUCGGACUUUGCACUGCGUUGUCCCGCACAAGACUUCGGAAAAAGUAUAGCAUCUGAGCUUGAAAUGGAAUGUGAGGAACGAGCUAACGAGUCUUUGCGAGAUUUAGUCGUUUCGAAAAUACCAAAGCAACCUUCUAUGAAACGUACAGCGAUGUCAAAUAGUGCAGAAGAUUUAAAUAAUUUCACUGGUCAAGAUGCAAAAAAUCUAACACAAAAUAAGGCAAUGAGUCUUAGAGAUUACCCACCGCGAAAAGAAGAAUAUCCUAUGGAUCAAUGCAAAGCCAGCAAGGAGAAAAAUAAUUCUUCGAACGUUACUGAAGUCGAAAGUAUUCCAAGAAUUGUGACAACAAACACAGAAUCAUUAGAGAUAGAGAAGAAACAAUUGACCGAACGUUGUCAAGAACUCGAACGAAGUUUAGAUUUAUUAAAAACGGAAUAUGAAGAAUGUGAGGAUUAUUGGGCUGCCAAAUUAGAAGAAGAAAGACAGCUUUUUGAACAAGAACAAAAAAUAAGUGAUGACAAACUUGCCGAGCUUAUUAAUAAAAUAACAGAAUAUGAAGAAUUAAUUAGUCCUUCGGAUAAAUCAAAAAAUAAUGGACGAUUAUCUCCCAUAGAAGAAAAGUUUAAUUUGGAGCAACAGUAUGUAGAUCUCGAAGAAGAAUUUGAGAAAUGGAAAAUAAAAAUUGAAAAUGACAUUUCUCAGAAGGAUCUAGAAAUUGGAGACCUCCGUGAAAAGUUAAGACUGAUAGAACAACCAAUUACAAAUGAUUCCUAUGUACAAGUACCAGACGAAAUUUCUUUAGCAACAUUGUCAGAUUCGUCGCACUGUAAAUCUUCCAGUAUGUCCAGUAUUCUAUCAACGAACGAAAUAUUCGCGAAUACGGAUUUAUAUGGCACAAACAAUCAAACGUGUCAUACUUCAGCAGAAUUUCCAUUAUCCAAUAAUCUUAACAAAUUAUUAAAACAAGAGGAUCACAUAGACGGUCAUAAUCUAUAUAAUACACAUACCGACUGCUCUAUGAAAGUAACAAAAGGUAUAAGUAAAGAUCAAAAGAUAUAUCAUAAUAGUCCACAUAUUGUUGAUAAAACUAUGUUGGCAAUGAAAGAGGAAGAUAAGUGCGAUUCAGAAUUUAAAUUGAUACAUAAUGUAAUGAAAGAAGCUAGCUGCACAUGUUCCGAGAAUGUUCAACAGCAAGUAGAUUGCAUCGAUCUAAACAUUUUUCAGAACUUAAAAAUGAAACUUUACGCACAAGAACGUAAGAAACGUCAUCUACAGCGUUAUAUUAAACAGCAGCGGCAGUAUAUUGAAAGAUUAUUACAACGUAUUAUGGUGCAGCAUCAGACGGAAGUAUGUGAGUUACAGUGCCUUCUCCGUAAUACCCAAGAAAGACUUCACAUACAAGUUCAAACAACUGUUGAUCAAGCUGAUAAAUUAGCAAGUGCUGAUAUUUUGGUGAAGGAUUUGUACAUAGAAAACGCAUAUCUAACAUCACACAUGAAGCGCUUGCAAGAACGAUGUCUUAUAUUAACAGGCCUUGAUGUAGAAUCGACCUCAAUGUGAUGUCUACAAAUAAUUAUUUACAAUUAUGAUAAAUCAACGUCUCUUUGUAUGUAUCGAAAAUAAUGUAUAUUAUUUAUUUAUGAUGUAGAAUUAUUAAUUAAUAGUAUAAAAGUGUCGUAUAGCAUAAGGCUGGAAUAUAACUCAGGGAUGCAAACGGUUAGAAAAUGUAUGUUUGAAAACGGGUGCCUUCAGUUUUUAAUUUGAUUUAAAGAGAUUUGGCUUAUAUAUGUGUAAUAUACAUAUAUACACACACAUGAUUUAAGAGCAAUUGUAUGAUAAAUAAGAGAAGCUUUAUGUAAGCAGA
This is a messenger RNA of Acromyrmex echinatior (Panamanian leafcutter ant), 3816 nucleotides long. It is a transcript of the gene Bsg25D, whose product is annotated as blastoderm-specific gene 25D. The record is from RefSeq and is a predicted model, not a curated record. Gene Ontology annotation, molecular function: calcium ion binding. Gene Ontology annotation, cellular component: centrosome. Lineage: Eukaryota; Metazoa; Arthropoda; Insecta; Hymenoptera; Formicidae. Gene Ontology annotation, biological process: microtubule anchoring at centrosome.